Molecule: messenger RNA, 753 nt
Organism: Rubroshorea leprosula
Lineage: Eukaryota; Viridiplantae; Streptophyta; Magnoliopsida; Malvales; Dipterocarpaceae
Source: the annotation of a GenBank genome assembly
AGGGUUUUUCCGAAUCUCUUUGCUGCGAGAGGGAAGGAGGGUUUAAGCCUGCUUUCGUUGAAGAAAGGAAGCUGAAAAUACAUAGCAAUUGAGGACUGAAUCAAAGAGAAAAGAUGAAAUCGGUGGUGGGUGUGGUUGUCUCUAACAAGAUGCAGAAAUCAGUGGUGGUGGGAGUGGACAGGCUCUUCCACCACAAGCUUUACAACCGCUAUGUCAAGCGCACCUCCAAAUUCAUGGCCCACGACGAGAACAACACUUGCAACAUCGGUGACCGGGUCAGACUGGAUCCUUCUAGGCCAUUGAGCAAGCAUAAGCAUUGGGUAGUUGCUGAAAUUCUCAAGAAAGCACGAAUCUACGUGCCCCCAUCAGCAGCAGAUAGUGUAGCAAGUGCAAAUAUUAAGAAAGAAGUUCCACCUUCUUCAACUUCUUAAGGUGAAACUUUGUUAGUGACAGAAAAGCUGAGGAGACUUGGAUCUUGAAAAGCAGUUUACGGAAUCAUGCAUAAGGCAAUUUUCCUGGUAAAAGGAUUAAAAUUUGAUGCUCCUGCUUGUAUUAGUUUUAUGAUUGAGACUUGGAGAUGGUGAACAUUGUGCAAAUGAAGCAAUUGAUGUGCUUUGUAUUGAAUUCAAACAAAUAUUAUCUUCUUUUGAUUUCUUUCUUUUCUUGAAUUUUUGGCCAGAAAAAAUUUCUUCGUGUGCACUUUUUUAACAAACCAGAAAUUCAGAUUAUGCGGAAUAGAACUAGGAGCCUGCU